UGACAGACACACUAGAAUGAAUACAAGCUUCCUCCAGGACUUCCUCUACUGCGCUAAGCAACAUAGAUGCAGAAUACUUCCUAAAACCUUUUCUGAGUGCCGUAAACUCUUCAUUGUAAACUGUGCAACUGUUCAGACUAGCAGUGACGAGAGUAAACCUGCUGUGCCGGAAGAAACUGCUCUGACAAGACUCCUCUUCUGUCCCAUGAACACGUAAUAAGGGUCUCUACAGUCUCAAGAGGUUUUAACUUUGUGCACAGUUGUGGAAACAUUCUGCUCAACAAACAGCACUGAAGGCAAUGACUCAGUUGGGUGGAUAAUGUGACUAAGCUGAGGGGAUAAAAGCUGUCUACCUGGAAAGAUUAAAAUGAAGAGAAGGGACACACCCCUUUGCAAGCAGCAGUCAACACCGAGCUUUGGGAAAGAAAUGCCUCGGCUUUUCCCUAAAAUGUCGAUGAGUCAGGUGGAUGAGAAGGUACGUGUACUAGCAGAGAAGGUGUUUGCCUCUGCCCUAAAAGAGGAAGACACCAAGGAUGCUCUGGCCAUGUUCACUGUGCCAGAGGACUGUCCCAUCGGGCUGCAUGAGGACAGGGAGCGGGCGCUGCAGAAAGAGCUGGCUGAGCAGCAGUCCCAGGAGUCUGCUAAGAGAAAGAAGAAUUUCAUGUUGAAGCGUUCGCAGUCGGUAUCUUUGCAGAUACCCGUCAGUGGUGACUGGGCACCAUCUGUGGUGUCAUCAAUGGUCUGCCCGCCCACACCUGAACCUAUUCUCCCAGAGGGCAUUCCAGAGUUCCAGAGAGUAAUCAUCAGUGGAGAUUACUGUGCAGGGGUCACAGUUGAGGAUUAUGAGCAGGCUGCCAAAAGCCUCCUUGGGGCCCUGUUCAUCAGAGAGAAAUACUCCAGGUUGGCCUACCACCGCUUCCCCAGGACCACUGCCCAGUUCCUCCGCAAUGCCGAAAAUGAGAAAUGGAGGGAGGAGGAUGAGAUCUUGCCAGACAUCUGGCCUUUCCCUCAUGAGGGGGAGGACCCAUACUCCAUGGAGGGUAUUCCUGAGAACCUGAACUACGAGCUGCAGAUGAAGGAUGGCAUAGUUCAUGUUUACGACAAUGCCGAGGCCCUGAAACUACAGAAGCCUCACAGUCUCCCUUACCCUGACCUUGAGACCUUUGCCAUUGACCUGAGUCAUGUCCUCGCAAUGAUAGCUGAUGGCCCAACGAAAACAUACUGUCACAGACGGCUCAACUUCCUGGCCUCUAAAUUCUACCUUCAUGAAAUGCUGAAUGAAAUGGCAGAGCUAAAGGAGCUAAAGAGUGUUCCACACAGAGACUUCUACAACGUCAGAAAGGUGGACACACAUAUUCACGCUGCCGCCUGCAUGAACCAGAGGCAUCUGCUGAAAUUUAUACAGACCACAUACCAGACAGAGGCAGAUCGUGUCGUCUUGGAGAAGGGCAGUCAGAAGAUCACACUCAAGGAAGUCUUCGAGAACCUCAACAUGGACCCCUACGACCUCACCGUGGACUCUCUGGACGUGCAUGCUGGAAGACAAACAUUUCAUCGGUUUGACAAGUUCAACUCCAAAUACAACCCUGUUGGAGCCAGCGAACUGCGAGAGAUUUACUUGAAAACAGACAACUAUAUCAAAGGAGAAUACUUUGCACGUCUGAUCAAGGAAGUGGCCCAAGAGCUGGAGGAGAGUAAGUACCAGCAUGCUGAGCCCCGUCUGUCGAUUUACGGCCGCUCUGCCAGCGAGUGGGAGAGCCUAGCAACCUGGUUCAUCCAGCAUAAGGUCCACUCACCCAACAUGAGAUGGAUGAUCCAAGUUCCCAGGAUCUAUGACAUCUUCAGGUCAAAGAAAUUAAUACCACACUACGCAAAGAUGCUGGAGAACAUUUUCCUCCCCCUCUUUGAGGCUACAGUCAAUCCGCAACAGCACAAAGCAACACAUGUAUUCUUGAAAUACGUAACAGGAUUUGACAGCGUGGAUGAUGAGUCAAAACACAGUGACCACAUGUUUUCUUACAAAAGCCCAAGGCCUGAGGCCUGGACCACGGAUGACAACCCUCCCUACACCUACUACCUGUUCUACAUGUAUGCAAACAUCAUGGUGCUCAACAACCUGCGAAAGGAGCGAGGACUGAACACCUUUCAGUUCCGUCCUCACUGUGGCGAGGCCGGCUCCAUCACCCACCUGGUUUCCGCCUUCCUCACAGCUGACAACAUCUCCCAUGGACUCAAUCUCAAGAAGAGUCCAGUGUUGCAGUACCUGUACUACUUGGCCCAGGUACCAAUCGCCAUGUCCCCACUAAGCAACAACAGCCUGUUCCUGGAGUACUCCAAGAACCCUCUACGAGAGUUUCUGCAGAAAGGCCUGUGUGUGUCACUGUCCACCGAUGACCCCAUGCAGUUCCACUACACCAAGGAGGCCUUGAUGGAGGAGUAUGCCAUCGCAGCCCAGCUGUGGAAGCUGAGCACCUGUGAUUUAUGUGAGAUAGCCAGAAACAGUGUGUUGCAGAGCGGACUCUCGCAUCAGGAGAAGAAACACUUCAUUGGUUCCAACUACCUACAGGAUGGACCGGAGGGAAAUGACAUUCGGCGGACAAACGUGGCUCAUAUCCGGAUGUCCUACCGCCAUGAGACACUGUGCAAUGAGCUCCGUUUUCUCGUGGAUGCAGUGAAGACAGAUGUUGGCAUUAACCCAACUGAGUAACUGACCACACCAGCACAAACUGCACCUGAAUACAUCCUCAAGGAUGAAGGGGCAUAGGUUGGACAGCACUAUUUUUUUGUUUGUUUUUUUUAAAUACAUAUUAUUAUGAAACGUCCUGACCAAGAUUUGAAAAAAAUGGGUCUUUACUAUUCUAUUCUUGAUAUUGGUGCAGAAAUCUGCAUGGUCUACUUCUUGUAGAGUGAUAAAACUUUUUUUUUGACUGUAUUCAAUACUGUAUCUAUGAACUUUGCCAAUCACUGUGUGCCUCAUGUUAUUAGGAUAGAGGUUUUAUUGUAAAGGGUGUGAAGUGUACUUGUGGAUUGGAAUAUAUGAAAGGGCAGUAGCCACAAAGCCAAAGUGAAAACGAUUUUUCACUCAAAAAGUUCUUAUAAUUGUAAACUAGGCACUGCUUGCAGCACAGCAGUAUGCAUGUUACAAAGGACUUUAUCUUGACUAUAGGGCAGAAAUGAAGUGUAGAAAAAAGAAAAUCCUAAUUCAAUGCUACAGUUGACUUAACACUGAAUUCAGAAAAUUGCAUGAUUUUGUCAGAUAUGAAUGGAAAUGAAAUGAGAGACUGGGAAGCAAUAGGUGACCGAGCAUUAAAUCUAGUUUUGUGACAGCUAUGUGGCAGUCACAACUGAGCUGAAAAAACAAAGUGAUAAGAAUUAUUUUCUUUUUUAUGUUUAUCAUUUUUCAUUGUUUUUCAUAAAUAAAUAAAGACUGCAGAACAACAUUUUUAACACUUACUUUUGUAUGUC
This is a messenger RNA of Chelmon rostratus (copperband butterflyfish), 3465 nucleotides long. It is a transcript of the gene ampd3b, whose product is annotated as adenosine monophosphate deaminase 3b. Gene Ontology annotation, biological process: IMP salvage; AMP metabolic process. The record is from RefSeq and is a predicted model, not a curated record. Bases 368 to 2707 code for a protein of 779 amino acids. The transcript is spliced from 17 exons. Gene Ontology annotation, cellular component: cytosol. NCBI's taxonomy places the organism in Eukaryota, Metazoa, Chordata, Actinopteri, Chaetodontiformes, Chaetodontidae. Gene Ontology annotation, molecular function: AMP deaminase activity.